AGGUACAUCUGAUUGCCGGAGCUCAGCAGUUAAAGACAUAUAUGUUCCUUGCAGGAGAAGGAAGGCUGACCUUAGUACUCAUGGGACCUCCUUUGUACUUGCCAGCUGUGCUACUCUUGCUGCUUGACCUCUAUGUGGGAGAAAGAAUGGUGUCCAUUCAGAAAGGACCUCUUUACCGAGUAAGAGGCACACACAUCACUAUUUGGUGUAACAUCAGUGGCUACCAGAAGUCAAUGGAGCAGAAUUUUAUGUGGUCCGUUUAUCUGCCAUCAGCUCCACACACACAGAUGCAGAUCAUCAGCACUAGAGAUAGCACCUACUCUUAUGCUUUCUACUCCAGCCGUAUCAGUAGUGGGGAAAUCUACAUCGAAAGGAUCAAGGAAGAUUCUGUCCUCCUGCAUAUCACAGAUCUCAAGGAGAAUGAUGCUGGCACAUAUGAAUGCUACACACCCAACACAGAAGACAUUUACUUGGGGACCUAUGGCGCCAAAACAAACCUCUCAGUAAUUCCGGACACAUUCUCUGUCACCAUGAAGACACAGAUUCUCAUCCAGAAUGAAGGAGAUUCUUUAGAUCUCAUUUGCCAAGUAUCAGUGGCAACAGCACAACACACCCACAUUUCUGUUGCUUGGUAUAUUAUACCAGAAGGAGGGGACAGAGAUGCCCAGAAGAUCCUUUCCCUGUCCAAAGAUUGUGUUAUGCUUCCAGGCCCUUCCUACAUUGAGAGGUUCGCCUCAGGAGACAUCAGGCUAGUGAAAAUUGGGGACACUGAAUAUAAAUUUUCCAUUGUCAAACUUCAACAUUCAGAUCAAGGGGAAGUGUACUGUGAAGCAGUGGAGUGGAUUCAAGAUCCUGAUGGAACUUGGAAAGAUAUUGUCCAGAAACAGACAAGUAGAAUAUCACUGACCGUUAAACGCCGAGAUAAAAAAUUGAAUAUGAAUAAACCUGCUGUCAAAGAUUCGGCUCCGAAUGGAAAAGAAUGCCCCUUAAGCUGCUCGGUGGAAACCCAAAAUAUCCAUAGUUCUGUGUGGGUUGGCUCCAUCAUGAUGGGGUGGUGGUUAGUACUGAUCAUUACUUGGCCUUAUCCUUCCAAAAUUACAGUGAGGCAAGAGCUAGCAUGAGAAAUCUUCUAGGGCAGCAACAAAGCAACGACAAGCAUAUUCUUGUGAUAAGUCAGGUGGAACUGACAGACAAAGGCACAUAGAGCUGUAAGGCUUCUGAAACAGAAAAUACCAUCCAUCCGGCAUCAGUAUAAAUAUGAAGUCUUAAGGUCAAUCAAGCUAGGUUAUUUUUUUCUAUACAUAAUACAGAGUUGGGAGUGACUGAUAAAAUGUGGCUUUUGCCAUCAAGUGUAAAACUAACGUUCAUAACUGAUAGAUUGUAGCCUGCUGUUAUGUGGGGCAAAUGUAUUCAUUCAAAAUUUGCCAGAGCCGCUCACAUUCUGUAGGCAAAAUCACUCUCAGACGUUUUUAUGAAUUUAAAUGAAUUUAAGAAUUGUGAGAAUAUAUACAAUAAAUAAAUAAA
Python bivittatus (Burmese python) is the source of this 1524-nucleotide messenger RNA. It is a transcript of the gene CD101, whose product is annotated as CD101 molecule. The record is from RefSeq and is a predicted model, not a curated record. NCBI's taxonomy places the organism in Eukaryota, Metazoa, Chordata, Lepidosauria, Squamata, Pythonidae. Gene Ontology annotation, cellular component: membrane.